AGGUGUGGGCGGGGAUCUGGGGGGGUGGUAAAGUGGGACUAGAUUGUAUCAGUGAGGAAAUAAAGGGCACUGAGAAAGCCCAAGUGCUGUGAGUGCAGACCCUUGUGAGAUGCCUCUGCAGGGACUCGCUGAGAGCUGUUUGCAGGCAGCAGAAAGGCUGCGCAGGAACCUGUGUGUCACAGCUGAGCCACCAAACGCUUCUGUGAGUGCCAGGAGUUUAUUGUGCGGCCAGGAAGGCCACAGAAGAGCUGCAGAAGCAGCAGCAGAAGGAGUGGUGGGCCCCAGAGAACAAGGCCAUCAUGGCCAAGAUGACACCAGGGGAGAUGCUGGAGGACAUGCCACGCUUGGAGCACAGGAGCUCCUCCAGCAGCUGCUCUGAGGCAGAGGAGAUAAAGAACAAGGCAGGGAAGAGGAUAGUGGAGUGGUGGGCCCCAGGGAACGAGGCCAUCAUGGCCAAGAUGACACCACGGGAGAUGCUGGAGGACAUGCCUGCCUUGGACCCCUGGAGCUCCAGCAGCUCCUCUUCCUCAGAGGAGAGAAAGAACAAGGCAGGGAAGAAGAUAGCAAAGUGGUGGGUCCCAGGGAACGAGGCCACCAUGGCCAGGAUGAGUGUCCGGGAGAUGCUGGAGAACAUGCCAGGCUCGGAGCCCUGGAGGUCCUCCAGCAGCUGCUCUGGGGCGGAGGAGGCAGCCAAGAACAGGGCAGCAAAGAGGAGGAGCCAGGAGCCCAGGACCAUGCCGGGGGUCUCCACUGCCAAGUCCCCUCAGAGCUCUGCAUCUCCCUCGGGCUCCAAUGUCCAACAGCCUCUCCAGCCUUCGGAGCAACAGAAGGAGCCUGGCAAAGAGCCGAGCCCAGGCGGGGACCAAGUCCCAGAGCCUGGCACGGAGCAGAGCCAGGACAGUAGCCAGCAGCCGCAGCAGCCUACGCCUGCAGCCGCCCGGGCGAGUGACGCCGGGGCACAGAGCAGCGCAGAGGAGCCCAGCAGUGCAGGGAGGAAGCCGAGCACGCAGCAAGCUGGGCUCUGGAGCCGCCUGAAGAGCUGCUGCAUUCGCUGCUGGCUCUGCAGAUGCUGCCCCUGUUUGCAGCGCUGGGCCCGGAAGAAGCAGGGGGUCCCCUAGAGACCCCAUCUCUGUCCUCCUGCCAGUUCUCUUACUCUCCAUCAAUGAACGCCUUGGACUGGUGGGGAAGGAAGCUGGGGCGUAAGAGGAAGGAGCAGAAAGCUGCAGCCAAAGCUCAGACAGAUUGUCUUUUGCAUAUCUGAAUGGAAAUGCAUUCCUCCUGGGGCCACCUGUCUGCAUCAGCAAACAGAAGAACAACAAGGACUUUGAAGUUCAUCAGGAAGAACACUGAAGAGAAGACCCUUACUUCAUCAAAGACCUCCAGAGGGACCACCGGAUAAAAGGAGACCUGUGUGGAAGAGACACCUCCCAUUCCUAAAAACUGAUAAAGAAAUCCCAACCUCUU
Messenger RNA from Pogoniulus pusillus (Red-fronted tinkerbird), 1464 nucleotides. RefSeq lists its product as uncharacterized. The record is from RefSeq and is a predicted model, not a curated record. NCBI's taxonomy places the organism in Eukaryota, Metazoa, Chordata, Aves, Piciformes, Lybiidae. The transcript has 2 exons. The coding region runs from base 300 to 1118 and encodes 272 amino acids.